This is a messenger RNA of Salvia splendens (bonfire salvia), 1503 nucleotides long. RefSeq lists its product as uncharacterized. Lineage: Eukaryota; Viridiplantae; Streptophyta; Magnoliopsida; Lamiales; Lamiaceae. The coding region runs from base 924 to 1331 and encodes 135 amino acids. The transcript has 3 exons. The record is from RefSeq and is a predicted model, not a curated record.
AGAAUGACAUACUCCCCCUUUUCCUUACCACUCGUCGCUGCACCCUCUCUCUUUCUCAUCCCCCAAUUCAACUUCCAAAACAAACCUUCAAUCGGAAAGGGGAUCUAGACCGAUGGAAAAGGAGCAGCGCGCCUCCCCCGUCGCCGUCCUGCGGUCGCUGCUCCGGUCGGCGUCUUUCUCACGCCGCCGGUUAUCCGGUUCUCUCUCUCGCUUAUUUUCUUCCGUCGCGACAGUCCACCGCCGGUCUCCGGCGAGGGACGAUCGGCUUCAAGGAGAUCUCUCCCUUUCUCUCGGAUGCACCGCCGCUGUGGCGACAACCAAUCACCGCUGCCUCUGCACCGAGACUCCGUCGCCCGUCAUCUCAGCCGGCACCGUCUGCUCGGUGCCGUACUUCCCUCCUCUUAAGCUAAGCUUUCUACCUUAUUCCAUUCUAAUAUUAUGAUUGUAGAUUCUUAGAUUUUAGGGAAGAUGAGCAUGGGCAGAUUCGACCACUGACCCUUAUGCCAAAAAUUUGAACUUGCAUUUUACCGAUUGAGAGGGAUUCGCAGAGUUGAAACGAAAAUUUGUAUAAACAAGAUGGCUUCUGCCCUUAAAUUAAGGUUUCUCUGAUGUGUCUUGCUUAUUUUUAGUGGGGUGAGUCUCUAGCGUGUGUGUCUGUGUUGCAGAAGUGUAAUGAAAGGAAAACUCCCUUAUUCUAAACAUGACCAUUCGAAAGAGGCAGAGGGUUGUGUGCAGCAGUUAAUGUUUUCUUCCUUUACUUCUAUCAUUUGGUGAUUGUGAAGUGGUGGUGCUCUAUAUGCUAAUAUGAUUCAUGGUUGAGUUUGGAAGAAGGAGAAGAGGGUAGAGAUUACCUCCUUACUUGCUCUGAUUCUUGUCUCUAUUUUCAGCCCCUCUCUCGCUCUUUUUUUCUGCCUAUCUUGAAAAUGAUAUGUGGUGGUGAAACAAUUAAAACCGAGGGGCUUUAUAGACCCUUCUUGUGUACUUGGAGUUUGUUAGGAUUUUGGCAGAGAUGCAUUUUGAUUCUUUGGCUCUUUGCUAACAAAUUCUGGUGGUUUAUGGGUGUACAACAAGGAUGUGGGUUGUUAGCUGCGCUUUGCAGGCUGCCGCGGCUAAAAAAGGCUUAUAUUGCUCCAUGGCAGCCUUCGGUUAGGGCUGGGGAGUGCAGGGGUUAUUGCCAUCUAUCUUCCCUAAUAUGGCAUCCCCUUGGUCCUCCUCUAAAAGGAGCAGAGGCUGGCUACCGAGGCUGCCCUUCCUCGCGGUCUCGCCCUCUCGGCUUGUCUGAGAUACUGGGGCCGAGACGGCCUAGUGAUGAAGAUCAACAUAGUUGCUAGGGACCUCGAGUUGUAUUAGCGUAGUGCAACUACGAAUUUCUUUUAAAUUUGUAUGCAAAACUCGAUACUAGUUGGUGUGUACUUCUUUGUAACUUAUUAGCUUGAAAUUCUUCAUAUUGUAUAUAUUGAUUUUUAUCUAAGAAAUAAAAAUGCUCUUUCAUUCUUCAUCAAA